CUGGGCGCUCGCCAGCGCGCAGCCUCCUCCUCAUGCCGCGCCGGGCCCCGGCGUCCCGCGGCGGCCGCGGGAGCCGAGCGCAGGCGAGGGCGGUGUCCCGGCCAGCGGCGAGGGCGCUCCGGUUCCGGUUCCUGCCUCCGCCAGCUGUCCGCCCGGCCGCAAGGGCGGCAACCGCAGCAGCAUUACCGCCGCCUGCCCGGGGUGAGGCGCCCCCGCCGGCGCCGCCCCCGCACGGCCCGCGGACACCAGGCGAAGAGCCGCGGGGCGACUCGCGCGGCGGGCAGAGCCGAGGAGCCCGAAGACGGGGAGGCCAGACGCCGUCGGAGCCGCGUCUGAGUCGCAGAAGAGGCGGACCUGCGAGGGCGGGGGAGCCGCGAAGAAACACCGGGCACGCGGACGGGACCGGAGACCCCCGGCGGCCCCACGCGCUAGCUCGGAACUGCAGGCGGCGCUGCGCCGGCCCCGAGGAAACCUGGAGGCUCCAGCCCACCCUUCCCCUCCCCUCGUCCGAAACACCGCACCUCCUGAUUGGCCCGCGCCGCACCGCGCCGAACAACCGGCCCCCUCCUCCCCGCGUCGGGACCGGUGCCCCGGGCGCCUCCUGCGUCACCGCAGUCCCCGCCCGGGCGGGGACCCCGGCGCUCCCAGUGCUGCCGGGGGCUGAGGGACGCGUUUUGAGCCUCGGUUACGUUCCACUCUGGGGAUCGAUAAUGAAAGAUGCUGUGUCUGUAUCUCGAGGAGGAAGCUUCUGUGGUGUGGUGUGCGUUCCUCCCAAAAUACACGCUCCGGGAACGAGGUGUUUUCCAGUACUGGAUUAAUGGAACCUCCCAUCCCGCACUUCCUAUAGAAACAUACUGUCAGGAUGUGAUACGGAUCUAUGUAUAUCUCCUAUAAUAGGACUUGCCUUCCCAUCUGAAGGUGAGCACUGGGUAGCCCUACUUUAGCUGUAUCCGUUCAGACGGGGCGGAAAAGACUUCUGUGCAGCCAAUAGGCCCUUGAGCGCUGCAGCACCAGCCAGCUGCAAUGGGCAAAUUGCUUUAAUGCAUCUCCUAGAUCGUGGUCUACCCUUUGUUCAAAAGCUACUUUUUUCUACUAGCUGGUCCUUAGCUAUAUCGCAUUUUUCCAACGUGUGUUUGCAGUUGUUUCUUUUGCAGCUAAUCAUGUAGAAAGUGGCUGGAUGUCCCCUACUGCCAUUAUUUGCUCAGUAUUUCCAGAUGCAGCGGUACUGAACACCACCUGAUUGCCAGCAAAUAUGGUACCUUCUUAGCAAGAGACCCAUGCCUUCUAUCGUCUCUGAGAUAGUAUUAUGCUUUGUGGAGCCUGUAACACCAGAGUUUAUAAUUCCACCAAGGCCUUUUAUUAACUGUGAAACUCAUGCCAAGCCACUACCCUCUGCAAGCCUCUCUUCUCAGCCUUCAAAUGAUCACUCUCUGCCAACUAACAAGUUAUGCUGGUCUCUUCCUAUUUAAAAACCAAAUUUCCUACUGAUUCAGCCAUGAAGUGUCAGUCUCUAAUGGUCUGAAGGAUGCCUCGGGGUCUCAGUUCAUUUGUAAAGCAAAGGUCAAUGAAAUACUCAGAGCCAAACCUUUUCAAGCCCAGAUUAUCACCUGAUACUUCCUCAGGAGCCAGAAAUAUAUUACUGAGAGACUUCCGUGGUGGCACAGUGGUUAAGAAUCCACCUGCCAAUACAGGGGACACGUGUUCGAGCCCUGUUCCGGGAAGAUCCCACAUGCCGCGGAGCAUCUAAG
This is a messenger RNA of Balaenoptera musculus (blue whale), 1748 nucleotides long. Its product is annotated as basic proline-rich protein-like. The record is from RefSeq and is a predicted model, not a curated record. NCBI's taxonomy places the organism in Eukaryota, Metazoa, Chordata, Mammalia, Artiodactyla, Balaenopteridae. The transcript is spliced from 3 exons. Bases 33 to 818 code for a protein of 261 amino acids.